CAGCCGCCCAUGGUGCUGCCCGGCCCGCCCGGCAUGGCCCGCUCCGAGGAGGUGCACCGCCUCACCGAGAAUGUCUACAAGACGAUCAUGGAGCAGUUCAAUCCCAGCCUCAGGAAUUUCAUUUCUAUGGGGAAGACCUAUGAAAAAGCCUUAGCAAGCAUGACAUAUGCAGCCAAGGGGUACUUUGAUGCUCUGGUGAAGAUGGGAGAGCUGGCCAGUGAAAGCCAAGGAUCAAAAGAAUUGGGGGACGUGCUCUUCCAGAUGGCCGAGGUGCACAGGCAGAUCCAGAACCAGCUGGAGGAGAUGCUCAAGUCCUUCCACAACGAGCUCCUGACGCAGCUGGAGCAGAAGGUGGAGCUGGACUCCCGGUACCUGAGUGCUGCGCUCAAGAAGUACCAGACGGAGCAGAGGAGCAAGGGGGACUCGCUGGACAAGUGCCAGGCUGAGCUGAAGAAACUGCGCAAGAAGAGCCAGGGCAGCAAGAACCCCCAGAAAUACUCGGACAAGGAGCUGCAGUACAUCGAAGCCAUCAGCAACAAGCAAGGGGAGCUGGAGAACUACGUGUCUGAUGGCUACAAGACAGCUCUGACAGAAGAGAGGAGACGCUUCUGCUUCCUGGUGGAGAAGCAGUGUGCAGUGGCCAAGAGCGCCAUCACCUACCACGCCAAGGGGAAGGAGAUGCUGACGCAGAAGCUGCCGCUGUGGCAGCAAUCCUGCUCGGACCCCAACAAGAUCCCGGAGCGCGCCAUCCAGCUGAUGCAGCAGAUGGCUGCCAGCAGCAAUGGCACCAUCAUGCCCAGCCCUCUGUCCACAUCCAAGUCCAACCUCAUCAUCUCUGAUCCCAUCCCUGGUGCCAAACCUCUCCCUGUCCCCCCGGAGCUGGCACCUUUUGUAGGACGCAUGUCGGCACAGGAGGCCAUGCCGGUGAUGAACGGAGUCUCGGGCUCUGACAGCGACGGGUACAACCACUGGUCUGAGAUGAAGCCAGCACAGCCCAAAUCUUUAUCUCCUCCCCAGCCUCAGAAGCAGCUGAGUGACUCUUACUCCAAUACACUCCCAGUUCGCAAAAACGUGGCACCGAAAAACAGCUACGCCUCAGCUGAAAACAAGACACUGCCACGCUCCAGCUCCAUGGCCGCCGGGCUCGAGAGGAACGGCCGGACGAGGGUGCAGGCGAUUUUCUCUCACGCUGCCGGGGAUAACAGCACCCUCCUGAGCUUCAAGGAGGGAGACCUCAUCACCCUGCUGGUGCCCGAGGCCCGCGACGGCUGGCACUACGGAGAGAGCGAGAAAACCAAAAUGAGGGGCUGGUUUCCUUUCUCCUACACACGGGUCCUUGACAAUGAUGGCAGCGAGCGGGUCCACACCAGCCUGCAGCAAGGGAAGAGCAGCAGCACUGGCAACCUGCUGGACAAGGAUGACAUCUCCAUCCCGCCACCAGACUAUGGCAUGGCCUCCCAGGCCUUCCCAACACAGGGCAGCAACACCUUCAAGCAGCGGCCCUACAGCGUGGCCGUGCCCGCCUUCUCCCAGGGUCUCGAUGACUACGGGACGAGGUCCGUCAACAGCGGCAGUGGCAGUUUGGUAUCAACGGUGUGAGGACACCUGGGCUCGCAGCGGCCCCUUGCUGCUUGGAAGAGCUUUCUGCUUCUUUUCCCCCCCCUUUUUUUUUCCUUCCCUUUCGUUUCUCUUUCUCUACUUCUUUUGGAUUUGAAACUCUUGUGAUCUUCAAGGAAACCAUGGUGCUUCUCACCCCUCCCCGGUGUUCACAGUGCCCUUGUUUCUGAAGCCUUUUUGGAGCAGAAACUGCCGCCAGGUCUGUGCUCACAGCCCGGGCGCAGUUGUCACUUAGUGGGACCCGGUGUUUGUCCUCCCGUGUGAUGUUAGCAAUGCACUGUCCCCCCCAGGGGCCGCGCCGGCCGCCCCGCACGAGCCUGGACCAAACUCCCAGACUGGAUCACAUAUGCAUGGCCUCUGGUGUCCGUACUGUUACUGAGCAUCCGGGAUGCCCGCGCCCGGGAUGCCGUUCCCGGAGGGGGGGCAGCGUCCCCGCGCCUCCCCCUGGGCCCGAUCCGCUUCCAUCCCUUGGGAGAAGCGGAUGGCACAGAGCUCCCGCCCCGGGGAAAGGGCUGCUUCUGGGCUGGGGUCCCGCCGGCUGCGGGAACCCCCCCGGAAGGGUUACUCCUGGUUGUUUUAUAAAUAUAUAUAUAUAUAUAUUUUUUGUAGCAAGGUAUUGUUACCUCACGCUAGGGCUGGGGCUCCGAGGGCUGCUCGUGUGCCCAAGCCAGGCUGGAGCGAGGCAGCCCCGGCAGUGCCCGGGGGGCUCCCAGCCCACUCUGGGGGUCCCGCUCCACACUAGCCCGGCCGUAGCCCUCCCAGUGCCCGUGGCCGUCACCACUGCAAAGCUGUUCACGCUUUUUUCUGAUGUGAUUUUUAAGACCUCUGACAUUGCCUGUUUACUGGGACAUUGCUGGCAAUAGACCUCCCCCUCCCACCCCCUGGACCAGUUUUUGGGUUAUCUCCUCGCCUCCGGGCACACUGUUCUGAGCCCCUCCUGCAUCGAUGUCCGAAUUUUGCUAAGGAUUUUUAACCCAGGAUAUUUCACGAUGAAUGACUGAAUGUAGAGGGGGAAAAAAACAAACCACAAAAAACACAAACCCAGCCUAGCAAAGCCUGUGUGGAGAUUGUAAAGUGCUGAAAAAACCUUUUUUUAAAAGCCAGAGAGAAUUGUGCCCUGUACUGAGUUAUUGUUUGAAUAAAAGUUUUAUUUAUUGCAUUGA
Molecule: messenger RNA, 2780 nt
Organism: Agelaius phoeniceus (red-winged blackbird)
Lineage: Eukaryota; Metazoa; Chordata; Aves; Passeriformes; Icteridae
Gene: BAIAP2
Product: BAR/IMD domain containing adaptor protein 2
Biological process (GO): actin crosslink formation; actin filament bundle assembly; plasma membrane organization
Cellular component (GO): cytosol; nucleoplasm
Molecular function (GO): protein binding; cytoskeletal adaptor activity
Source: RefSeq, a predicted model, not a curated record